Molecule: messenger RNA, 1910 nt
Organism: Cicer arietinum (chickpea)
Lineage: Eukaryota; Viridiplantae; Streptophyta; Magnoliopsida; Fabales; Fabaceae
Product: probable polygalacturonase
Biological process (GO): carbohydrate metabolic process
Molecular function (GO): polygalacturonase activity
Source: RefSeq, a predicted model, not a curated record
UUUUACAUUGGUACAUUAAUUCUUACAAUAAUAAUAUAUAAUAAUACUCACAAAACUGCAUAAAGCUGCUUCUUUUCUUCCUCCUCUGCCUUCUUCUUCUUCCUCUCUCUCUCUCUCUCUCUCUCUCUCAGCAAUUUCUUUUUCAGUUUUUCUUACUUGUCUUUGCCUUGUCACUAGUGCUGGUUCUUGUGUCCUUUACUCUCUGACCCUUUUUUCCAGCUUUGACCUGAGAAGAUGCUUGUGGCAUUGCUCUUGCUUCUGGCAUUGAGCAAUGCCUUGAUAGUUUAUGGAGAUGUUGAGCAGUGUGGUUUGAAUCCAAAAUUGGAUCCUAGACCACACAGUGUCUCAAUUUUGGAGUUUGGUGCAGUUGGAGAUGGUAAAACAUUGAAUACAAUUGCAUUCCAAAAUGCAAUUUUCUAUCUCAAGUCAUUUGCUGAUAAAGGUGGUGCUCAGCUCUAUUUGCCACCAGGACAAUGGCUCACUGGUAGUUUCAAUCUUACCAGCCAUCUUACCCUCUUUUUGGAAAAAGGUGCUGUCAUUAUUGGAUCUCAGGAUCCAUCUCACUGGGAUGUUAUUGAACCUUUACCGUCUUACGGCCGAGGGAAAGACGUUCCUGAAGGAAGACAUAAGAGCUUGAUAAAUGGUUACAAGUUGGAAGAUGUGGUCAUAACAGGCAAUAAUGGAACCAUUGAUGGCAUGGGAAUGAUUUGGUGGGAUUUGUAUAACUCUCAUUCCCUUAACCAUAGUCGUCCUCAUUUGGUUGAAAUUAUAUCAUCUAAUUUUGUGGUUGUUUCAAAUCUUACAUUCUUGAAUGCUCCAGCAUAUAGCAUCCACCCAGUUUAUUGCAGCAAUGUACAUAUUCAAAACAUUUCAAUCUCUACUCCUCCCGAUUCCCCUUAUACUGUUGGUAUAGUACCAGAUUCUUCUGAUAAUGUUUGUAUAGAAGAUUGUAUUGUUUCAAUGGGAUUUGAUGCAAUAUCUCUAAAAAGUGGUUGGGAUGAGUAUGGACUUACCUAUGGAAGACCAACUGAGAAAGUACACAUCAGAAGGGUUCAUCUCCAUGCAUUUUCCGGCUCAGCUCUUUCGUUCGGUAGCGAAAUGUCUGGUGGCAUUUCAAAUGUUCUUGUGGAACAUGUUAAAAUUUUCAACUCAAAUAGUGGAAUUGAAUUCAGAACCACCAAAGGAAGAGGUGGUUAUAUAAAAGAAAUUGCCAUAUCAAACAUUGAAAUGGAGAAUGUGUAUACAGCAAUUGGUGCUAAAGGUGAUUGUGGCUCUCAUCCUGAUGACAAAUUUGAUCCAAAAGCUUUUCCACUUUUGAAUCACAUUACUUUGAAGGAUAUUAUUGGCAAAAAUAUCACAAUUGCUGGAAGUUUUGAAGGGAUAAAAGAAUCUCCUUUCACAAACAUUUGCCUUUCAAAUGUAACAUUGUCUACAAAUAAUGUUUCUCCAAUUACAUGGGAAUGUUCAAAUGUGUCAGGAUUCUCAGACUCAGUGUUACCUGAACCUUGUCAAGAACUUCAUAACGCCUCAUAUUCUUCAUCUUCAUCAUCAUCAUGUUUCUACUUGAUGAGUCUCGGUCGAAAAACUGCAGGGUUUUAAUAAAUCAUUCUCAACACAAGAUGAAGAAUAGGCCACAUUCUUUCCAAAAUAAAACAGUUGCUCAAUUUUUUUUGUUCCUUCCAUUCCUUAGAUUUCCAUUCUUGCAUAUUCCAAAAUAGGUCAUUAUUUGUACAGCUUCAUUUCUUCAUUCAUGUGUAAGGAAAUUUUGGUAAAGGACUGAAAAUGUGAUAGUUUUUUUUUUUUUUUUUUGCAUUAGUUUCAUUGUGAUUUUUAUUUCACUGUAAAGCAUUUAGUGGAUUUGGUGAUACUUUUAAUUCAAGAAAGUUCAACUUUAAGUAAUAAGUAUCCAA